Molecule: messenger RNA, 1371 nt
Organism: Aureobasidium musti
Lineage: Eukaryota; Fungi; Ascomycota; Dothideomycetes; Dothideales; Saccotheciaceae
Source: the annotation of a GenBank genome assembly
AUGUCUGCCUAUGCUCCGCCAGGCUCCAUGGCUUGGUCAGUUCCUCAGUAUCCAGCAGCCAUGCCGGCACAGUCAAUGCCGACUCCACCACUGAAGUUCUUCAUCGAGCGCAAUGACGGUUCUCUCGUUCCUCUGGUACCUGUCGACGAACUUCCCGAUGAUGUUCGCUUGCUUGGUGUGCCUUCGACUUUGGAUGCUUCGCAAGUCAAGGGUAUGCUGUUCCUCGGACGCGAACCGUCUGCCAGAAUCAAGUUUUCGCAUGCCAGAUCUAGGAGCAUCAGAGAGUCAGAGGCUUCUUCCCUGCACAUGCAUACACAGCCUCUUCCCGCACCCACCUAUGUAUCGGUCCCGACUGCAACUGCCAAGUCACUCAACUCGUCUAAGCCAGGACCCUACAAUGUGCGCCCUGUUGCACCCUCCGGAAUAGAGCCUGAUCAGAGAAAGAAGAUCUACUGCACUUACUGGAUCCAGAACCAAGGUCAAUGUGCCUUUACACAGCAAGGUUGCAUAUACAAACAUGAGAUGCCAGAGGACAAGGAAACUCUCGAAUCAAUCGGUUUGAAGUCGGUACCUGCCUGGUGGCGCAAAGAGCAAGCACGCAAGAAGUCGAAGGCCAAACGCACCGAACGCAACGGCUCGAUCUCGGAGUGGGAAGUUGUUGAACGUCACCAGACAGAGAACUCUGUUGUUCAUAGCGGCAGUUCUGUCCACGUUCGCGCUCCAUCUUUACGUCCUGCUAGCACUCCAAUCACCAAGCAGGUUGUGCAUCAGUACCGUUCAGAACCGACUGCACAGAAGGACGCUUCCUCGUCUGACAUUGCAUCUGAUGCCGCUACUGCUGGCAGUUCAGCUCCAGCACUAUCUCCUCCUGGUGGUGUCAAGUUGGGUGCAGCCAAGACUCCUGUGCGCGGCCCACCAUCUCUACCUUUCAGGAAGCAAACUGUUGAUUCGCCCAUUGAAGACGGAGACGAAGAGGAUCUCAUCGAUUUUGACGUUCUUGUACCAUUGUCGUCACCGGGCAUCUCUUCACUCUCUCAGGCCAGUCCUGAAGCGCUUGCUGGCCCUCAAUCGAAGGCCGAUGUGGUUUCUAGACGCUCAAAAGUCGUUACGAAGGGCGGUGUUUCCAUGUCUCCAGGCACAGGUACUCGCUCGAGUAACAAAGGCUCCAACCGACGCGGUUCUGCAGAGAACAAGAUCGUGUCGCCUAUGAGACAGCGCAACACCGCCAAGGGCAAGGUUGAGACGGGCAUAGAGAAGGUUGAGCAUGGCAGUGGCGUUUCGAGAAGAGGCAGAGUCAAGACGAAGGCGGUUGCAGAGGUCGCAGCCAAGGCUACAGGCGAGAUCGACACGCAGUCAGACGGUGAGGCUUGA